AUGGACCGAGACUUUUUUCUCUCUGGGUCGCCCUUUUUUGGGGAGGGCGGAGGACGGUGGGGCCAGCUAUUUGCGGGAGACCUGGCGGUGGUGGCGACCCCCUUCUCGGGGCUACGCGCCCUAGCCCUUGGCGCUGCUGGCUCGCGCUCUCGGUUGUACGCACCCGGCGGCGCGGAGAACGAAAUCCGCCGGUGCAAACCCCGCCUGCUGAGCGGUGGAGGUGACCCCGGCGCGGGCGCCCAGGCCCCCUCGGCGCUUCCUCCCUCCUCCUACGAAAUCGCUCCCGCUCGUCAUCUCGGUCGGUACAACGCGGCGCACGCCUGGGUCCUCCAAGCGCCCAGCCAGGAGCCUCCCCACCCGCGCGGGCCCGGCGCCCGCUUCCGCCCCUAUUUCCCAGGUUUGAGCCGCCCGCGGCGAGGAAAGGUCGCGAAGUUUCAAAGGUCAGCUGUGCGGAUCCACGGACUUGAGCACGACUUUGGCGGGUCCUACAAGGCGGGGGGCUCUUCCAGCUCGGCCUCGGCUCUGGGCCGCACGCGCCCCCGGGAGGACAGGCGGCACGGCGCAGCGGCCGCCGCGGGCCACCGCGGGCAGGCGGGCGCGGAGGGGAGGGGCGCCGACGCCCCCGCACUCCGGCCCAGCUCGCUCUCCGCACGCGCGUCUGGCGGCCGUCUCCUUCCCGGCUUCCUCGCAGGGCUUCCAGUGACCGGUCGAGGCCGGGGACGCGGGGCCGGCGGCUUCUGGUCAAGCUCCGCCUGCGGCCCCGGCGUCAAGCAGCGGCUUGGCCCAGGCCCACCGGCCAGGCCGCUGGGCACUAGCCCGGGUGCUCACCCGAGCCGCUCGCUCGCCAAGUUGUUAAUCGGUGUGGACACGAGAAUGCGGGCAGCGUGCCGUGCCCUCCGGCGACGGCUGUCCUGGGCGGGGGACGCUAGGCCCUCCCGGCUGGCGCCCCGGGCCGGGCGAGGGGUGGGAGCCCGGGCAGAGCUCGUCGCGUCUUUGAAGGCCGCCCAGCAGAACUGCGCGCUAAAGCUGCGCUCGGCCCGGCUCUCCGCCUCGAUUGGUUUGGUUUGGGCUGAGUGGGGGCCCCCUCGAGGAGACGCCAGCGUCCAGGUGUACGGGGCAGGUGGCCGAGAUUCUGGUGGGAAAGUUUCCCACAGAAGGGCCGGGCAGGCCGAGCGGCAGGAGGAGCCCGCGCUCGCUGGAGGCGAGGCCCCGGCGGCCUGGCACCCCGCGGCCGCCCAGCUUCGCGCGCCCGGCCCGCCGCCGCCCUCCCUCUUGAGCGCCUGCAGCUCCGCCGGGGCCGAGGGCCCUUCCCUCGCGCACCCCGGCUCGAAAAACCCCGAAGACGCGCGCCGAGCCCUGGAGCGGCGCGCGAGGCUGCAGGAGCCGGGAACCGGGCGCAGCGGCGGAGAGCGGGGGCCGGAGGCCGGCGGCUCCGCGAGGCGGCGAGGGCGGCGGCGGCCAGCAGACGGCGAUCGCGGCCCGCGCUCCCGCGGCUCCGGGCAGGGGGGAAACGCGGCCUCCGCCGCCGCCCUCCCGGCGCUGUCCCCCUCCAGCGGCGCCCGCCGGCGCCGCCGUCCCUCCCGCCUCUCCUCGGCCUGCGCCUCCUGUCGGCAGAGACGACCUCGAAGGCCUGAGCGGCCUCCGGGUCUCCCUUUUUCUCCUCGCCCGCGCUCGCUCCCUCUGCCGCCUUCUCCUCCCCGCUCGCUCUUCUCCGAUCACUUUUUUCUCUCCGCAAAUCCGGCCUCGAAUUGGCGGCUCCCUCCCUCAGGAUUUGCCUCCCUAGACUCUGGUCUGAGCCCUUUGGGGCGACACCAGAGCCUGCAAGGCUGCGCCCCGGGCGGUGCACGGAGGCGUCUACGCAGGGCCUCGGUUGUCCACGCGUCCCGGAAGCCGCAGGAGCGGAACUGUGGGCGGGCAGCGGCCCGCGGUCUGCGCGCAUCCCCCGGGCGGGUGUCCCCAGGACGGGCCGGCUGCGCCAAGGCCGCCCAAGACAGGCGUUUUUAG
This is a messenger RNA of Zalophus californianus (California sea lion), 2004 nucleotides long. Its product is annotated as spidroin-2-like. The record is from RefSeq and is a predicted model, not a curated record. Bases 1 to 2004 code for a protein of 667 amino acids. The transcript has 4 exons. NCBI's taxonomy places the organism in Eukaryota, Metazoa, Chordata, Mammalia, Carnivora, Otariidae.